CGAGAGUUUCCAUUCAUGAAUUGAUAUAUCAAGACGCGGUCGUACUCCCUCCCUCCCUCUCCUCCGCUCAUUUACCGCCUGUUGCACGUACGACACAAAUACAUCACCACUUAUUGAGAUCGUUCCACCGCAAGCCGUUGAGAGGAGAGGAGAGGAAGUCAGCCCGGUUCGAAAGAGGGCGAGAGCGCAGAUCGGUUUUCGUCUGACCUUCUCCUCUGGAGUUUACGCGACGUCCUUGAAGGCAGACUCGAGAUUUGUCAGAGGUUCAGGAAGCGAUUCAGUGGUGUAGGAUCUGUGAGCGCGACAGCACGGGAAACGGAUGCGAUCAGUUGAUUGACGGAGGGACCUGUUCGAGCGAUUUGGAGAUUCUGCAAUCGAUGCUAACGACUCUGUCACGCUGUUCACGGAUACGAAAACGAGAGGAACCAAGCUGGUGUAGUCGAGAAAGAGACCAGUCUUCUCUAUCCGCACCUUUCCACCGAAAGGACAUAUCCUCUGGCUGUUACUCUUUGCAGCUCACGAGCACCCCAGAAAGAUAUCUCAUCAUGCCUCGCACGGGCGCCACCAACUUCCUCGUUAUCGGUGCCGGCAUCACCGGCCUCAGCACGGCAACUCUACUCCAGAGGCACUUCUCGACUGCCCAAAUCACCAUUGUCGCCGCCGAAACGCCCACUACACCAUCCCCAUCGGUAGACUAUGCCUCAAUGUGGGCAGGUGCCCACUAUCGUCCAAUCCAUCCGCUUUCCACCGACCAACUCAAAGAGGAAUUUAGAAUGGGGGUUCGGACGAGGGAGAUCAUGAAAGGUAUCGCUCGAGACUUUCCAGAUUCGGGAGUGGAAGUUAUGCCUGGGGUCGAGUACCUUGAGAAUCCGCUUCAAGAAAUCUUGAAAAUCAGGACCGGGGACGAAUACGCGGGCCCAAACGAUGAAUUCCGUGUCCUUCCGCAAGAUGAGUUGCCGGAUGGUGCAAAAUGGGGAUGUGAAUACCAAAGCUAUUGCGUCAAUAUUUCGAGAUACUGUCGCUGGUUGACGGAGCGAUUCCUGGCGAACGGCGGGCGGAUUCUUCAACGCCGCCUCUCCAAUGCAACCGAAGCGUUCAGCUUUGCAGAACGCAAUCGACUUGGCGAAAUUUCAGUGGUGGUGAAUUGCUCUGGGAGAAAUUUCGAUCGUGAUCCCAAAAUGAAGAUCAUCCGGGGUCAGACAGUGCUCGUCAGACAACAAUACAGCAAAACUGUUACGCGGCAGAACGCUGAUGGCAGUUGGGCAUUCUUAGUCCCACGACCUCGAGGUGGCGGGACGAUCGUAGGCGGAACGAAGGAGGUUGAUGAUUGGCAUGACACUCCUCGCCCGGAGACGCGGGCAAAAUUACUUCGACAGUCUGUUGAGAUGUUUCCCUACUUCGUCGACUCGAUAGAGAAAUUCGAGGUGGUGCAAGAUAAUGUCGGUCGCAGGCCGUGGCGGGAAGGUGGUUAUCGGAUCGAAACCGAGUCUUUUGGACCCGGCAGAACCGUUGUUCACGGGUAUGGUGCCGGCGGUCGAGGCUAUGAGCUGAGUUGGGGCGCUGCUGAGAGAAUCCUUGAGCUGGUCAAGGAGUCUGUUGGUGCAGGCGCCCGGCUAUGAUGACCAAGGACCUCAUCCACUUCGCUUCAUUUCUUCUUCACAGGCUUCCCUUCGGUCUUUUCCAACUCUUGUAGUCGCG
Cladophialophora immunda is the source of this 1698-nucleotide messenger RNA. RefSeq lists its product as uncharacterized. The coding region runs from base 378 to 1619 and encodes 413 amino acids. Lineage: Eukaryota; Fungi; Ascomycota; Eurotiomycetes; Chaetothyriales; Herpotrichiellaceae. The transcript has a single exon. The record is from RefSeq and is a predicted model, not a curated record. Gene Ontology annotation, molecular function: D-amino-acid oxidase activity; FAD binding.